Molecule: messenger RNA, 1026 nt
Organism: Adineta steineri
Lineage: Eukaryota; Metazoa; Rotifera; Eurotatoria; Adinetida; Adinetidae
Source: the annotation of a GenBank genome assembly
AUGUUCAACAACAACAGAAUUGGAGUUGAUAAUGAUUCUGUAACAGUUACUUCGAAUGCAACGCAACCAAAAAAAUUAUGUGAAUAUUUGAAAAGAAAUGUGAUGUGCAUCACAUUUAUUAUUAUUGUACUUGUUAUAAUUAUAACAAUUUCAAUUUUUUUCUGCAAAAUAAAAAAGACCAACAGUGAACAACCAUCAACAGCAGAAGAAAUAACAAUUGAAACAACAGAAAAAACAACAAAUGAAAUAACAGAAAAAAUGGAAAUAACAACAGAAGCAACUACCACAUCAGCUUCAAUAACAACGUUACCAACAACAUCUACAACAACAACAACGUCACUACCAACUUGUACGGAUGGUAUUAAGAAUCAGGAUGAAACCGACGUCGAUUGUGGUGGCUCAACUUGUACAAAACGAUGUUCGCUUGAGCAAGGUUGUUUAUCGAAUACGGACUGCACCACAGACAACUGCGAUACAACAGCAAAGAAAUGUCGAGGGGCUUGGGUCAAAAUUGCAUCCGACAGUGCUAUGCUGGCAUAUUGCACAGGACUUGGAUACGAAUCGUCGGCAACAUUGAGUGAUUGUGAGAGUUAUUGUCUGUCUACAAGUGGCUGUAACGCAGUCGAUUGGCAUGCAGGUAAAUCAGGAUGCACACCCCGUCAAUGUAGCUACUAUCCGCCAAAGUAUGCAAGCCAUAGUGGCUGGGAAGUAUGGGCCAUAACAACAGAAACAUUAACGACAACUAAUUUGGUUUGGAUCAAAGUUGCAUCCGAAGGUCUUAUGGGUGAUGUAAAUUGUGCGGAAGUUGGCUCCGAUGAGUCGGUAAUAUGGAGCUUAUGUGAGAGUGCUUGUCUGGCUCUCAGUAGUUGCAAUGCGAUCGAUUUUAAUUACGGUGGUACACAAUGCACGUACCGUCAUUGUACGACCUAUCCUCCAAAUUAUCGAAGUGCAAGUGGGUGGGACGUAUGGGCGAUAACAACAGGAACAUCAACUACAACAAACACAACUAUCCAUGUAGCCGAAUAA